Sphaeroforma arctica JP610 is the source of this 1758-nucleotide messenger RNA. RefSeq lists its product as hypothetical. The transcript has 9 exons. Lineage: Eukaryota; Ichthyosporea; Ichthyophonida. The coding region runs from base 122 to 1636 and encodes 504 amino acids. The record is from RefSeq and is a predicted model, not a curated record. Gene Ontology annotation, molecular function: acetyltransferase activity; lipoic acid binding. Gene Ontology annotation, cellular component: mitochondrion; cytoplasm.
GUGCGCUAUUUAUAUGUAUCUAUAUAUAUAAAAUGUGUAUAUACAGACACUUUACAACAGAUCCAGAAGACCUGUAAAGUGCAUUGGCAGCUUGAUACUCACACACACAAACACAAUCAUCAUGUUAAAGUGCCAAAGAAUUCUGCGUCCAGCUGUGACGGUGAACGCUAGAGUCGCGCUACGUCGACGUGGUUUGCAGACGGCUACCCGUGCGUUCUGCAGUCCCCUCCGAUCGUCGCGUGCGGUACAGAAGCCGUACCACUGGAACUACACACGAGCGUUCAGGACAAGCGCCACAUGUCACAAGGCCAUCAGCUUCAACCUCGCAGACAUUGGCGAGGGUAUUGCCGAGGCGGAGGUGCUGCAAUGGUUCGUCGAAGUAGGGGAUAAGGUCGAAGAAUUCGAUCCCAUCUGCGAAGUGCAGAGUGACAAAGCCACAGUAGAGAUCACAUCACGGUACAACGGUACAAUCUUGAGGAAACACUACGAAGUGGGCGACAUGGCCAAGGUCCAGGCGCCUCUGGUCGACAUCGAUCAAGAGGGCUCUGGUGGCGAGUCCAGUGCAGAUACUACAGCAACCAAGGACCAACAAACACCCACCCCACAACAACCAACUCCAUCAUCAUCAUCUGGGGCAACGGGUGACGCAGAGGCUCACACGGCACAUCAUCGCAAGGAGCCGGUCAACUUUGUGGAGGUGGAGAAGGCCUUGGCCACGCCGGCUGUACGCCGUAUUGCGCGAGAGAAUGAUAUUGAUUUGAGGACGGUCCCCAGCUCCGGUAAAGACGGCCGUGUGCUGAAGGAAGACAUCCUGGAAUUCCUCGACAACGGUGGCGUCACCAAAGACGCACAAACCGCAAAGUCCGACUCAGCCGACUCAUCCACAGACACCGGCGCGCACGUACACAAGCGUUCAGGCAUGCUACUCACCCGAGAAGACACCAAGAUUCAGGUCAAGGGUGUGCAGAAGGCGAUGGUGAAGAGUAUGAUGGCGGCCAAUGGGGUGCCCCACUUCACCUAUGGCGACGAGCUGAACAUGAACAACCUCAUCACUCUGCGAACCCAGCUCAAGCCUAUUGCCGCCGCCAGCGGCGUGAGUCUGUCGUAUCUACCGUUUAUUUUGAAGGCCAUGUCGCUGGCACUCAACGACUAUCCCAUGGUCAACGCACACGUGAACGACGAUGCGUCAGAGGUCAUAUACAAGGGCGCGCACAACAUCCGCGUUGCCAUGGAUACGCCGCAAGGUCUGUUGGUCCCAAGUGUGAAGAAUGUCCAAGAUUUGUCCAUCUUCGAGAUCGCCGCUGAACUGAAUCGCCUGCAAACAGCGGGAGCCGCAGGGAAACUGACCACCGAAGACAUGUCGAACGGAACCAUCUCCUUCUCAAACAUCGGCGCUAUCGGUGGCACCUAUAUGCGCCCUGUACUUGUUUGUCCAGAGGUAGCCAUCGCUGCCAUUGGCCGUGUGAUGUCAGUGCCUCGCUUCGAUGACAAGAUGGAGGUGUAUAACGCCCAGAUUGCGAAUAUCAGUUGGUCAGGUGAUCAUCGAGUACUGGAUGGCGCCACCAUGGCACGAUUCAGCAAUACGAUGAAAUCUUAUGUGGAAGACCCACACACUAUGUUAAUGCAUAUGAAGUAAACACCGUCUAGGGUUGAUUUAGUUAUGGUCUGUGGUAGAUAGAACGAUGGAGAUAUGAAAGCAUAUUGGUUCUAAGCAGGCGAAUGUAGAAAGUCAAUAAAUGUAUAUAGUAAUCAAGGUAA